This is a messenger RNA of Penicillium taxi, 1668 nucleotides long. RefSeq lists its product as uncharacterized. The record is from RefSeq and is a predicted model, not a curated record. Lineage: Eukaryota; Fungi; Ascomycota; Eurotiomycetes; Eurotiales; Aspergillaceae. The transcript has 3 exons. Bases 1 to 1668 code for a protein of 555 amino acids.
AUGAUGAUCUUGACCUUAUUCAUCUUAGCAAUUUUCUCGACCUGCGCCUAUGGCUCACCUGAAUUUAGGCUUCCAGUGGUUGAUUUAGGCUAUGAACUCCAUCAAGCAAUCUCUUUCAAUAGUACCAUUGGUAUUUACAACUUUAGUAACAUCCGAUACGCAGCACCUCCAGUCGGUGACCUAAGAUGGAGAAAGCCUGUAGCUCCUCCAAAAAACCGAGAGCACGUUCAAAACGGUACCAUUGGUCGUGUCUGCCCCGGCGGUCUGCCAUUAUGGGCAGGGAUUGCAGUAUCGUGGCUAGAUAGUUAUACCCAUAACAAGACCGUCACGGUGACUUCAAACGUCUCUUCUUAUCCGUAUAAACCUCCUCCACAGGAUGGACGCACAACCGAGGAUUGCCUCUUCCUCGAUGUUCUUGUUCCCAAGAAAAUAUUUGAUGACAAAGACAAAAAGAAAGCAAAGUUGGCACCUGUUCUGGUAUGGAUUCACGGCGGAGGCCAAAUAUCGGGGGAAAAAGCUGCAUAUGACGCCACAGGGUUGGUCCAACGCAGCAUGAACAACGGUGAUGGCAUUAUUUUUGUUGAGAUAAACUAUCGGCUAGGCGUAUUUGGCUGGCUGGCUGGCGCUAUCAAAUCCGACGGCAUCGCUAAUGCCGGGCUGUACGAUCAGCGAUUUGCUUUAGAAUGGAUCGCUCAAAACAUCCACCUAUUUGGCGGUGAUGGGAAGCAGAUUACAGUGAUGGGACAAUCUGCUGGAGGAAGUUCGAUUGUACACCAGAUUACGGCAUAUGGAGGAACCAAAGGCCCUGCUCCUUUCCAGCGUGCAAUUCUCCAAAGUGCCGGCUGGGUUCCUGUUAUUACCAACGCGCAACAAAAUGACACAUAUCAUCAAUUCUUGGACCUUCUAGCCGUUGACACAAUUCAAGAUGCCCGAAAAUUAUCAACAGAAAAAUUGAUCGCGGCUAACGCAUACCAGGUCUACUACUCCCCAUAUACAACUUUCACCUAUGGGCCUGCAGUGGAUGAUACCUUCAUACCCGAUUUCCCGUGGAGACUCCUGGCUGAGAAGAAAUUUGACAAAAAUGUAGACAUCUUGAUUGGCUUCAACUCAAAUGAAGGAAUGCUGUUUACCUCACCAGAGGAUCGAAGCAUCGAUUUCGAUGCAUUCGUGUCAGCUGCAGUGCCUAUCUCCGCUGAAGAUGCGAACCAUUUAUCGACUGUUCUAUAUCCUCCAGUAUAUGAUGGCUCGUAUGGAUAUACAGAUGAAGUGCAUCGCGUUGCGCUUUUCAUAGGGGAGUGGGCGUUGGAUUGUAAUGCCGACUACCUACGCCGGGCAUACAACAACCAGACCUACGGGUAUCGGCUGGACAUCCCGCCAGGGUAUCAUGCUCAGGAUGUUCCAUAUACCUUCUUCGUCGAAGGAUCUCCUAUCAACAGUGAAAUAUUUAAUAUCCCUGUUUCUAACAUCACUGUGGCAUUGGCGAUGCAAGAUUGGUUUACCAGUUUCACACAGCAUGGUUCGCCAAAGUCGGAUCUGGCACCUGCUUUCCCUCAACACGGGUCAAAUGCACGCCUCGUUGAUAUUCGUUCGGAUUCUUUUGAGAUUAUCCACGACCCGACUGAUAAUCCUCGGUGCCAGUUCUGGCCGACUUUGUCGUAUAAGGUUUAG